Acanthoscelides obtectus is the source of this 2224-nucleotide messenger RNA. The record is from the annotation of a GenBank genome assembly. NCBI's taxonomy places the organism in Eukaryota, Metazoa, Arthropoda, Insecta, Coleoptera, Chrysomelidae.
GUUGCUUACGACUAGGCAGCUCACUGUUUAAUCCAAAAUUAUCAAAGUAGCUCAACACAAUAAAAAGGUUGGCGACCACUGAUCUAGACGUUGGUUUGUGGCAGGUCUUCAACCAUCAAAGACCAAAAUCUAGCCCAUCCUGUUUAAAUCAGAAUUCGUGAUUGCCAACUAUUCGCGUAAAUCUCGACACAGCGAAAGCUGUACUCACUCUUUCAAUAAAAAAGAUAAAAAAACUAAAAAUUAUUUUUUGUUUCAGAUUCUAGUGCUCUGAGAGAUGCUUCCUGUCCCAGAAUUUGUAAAGAAAAUGCUUACGGUGAUCCAGUAUGUGGCAGUGACGGUGUCAUAUAUCCUAACAUAUGUGAAAUGAGGAAGAAAACAUGUGGCAAAGGAGUAACAUUGACCGAAGAUCACACUCUGUGCCUGAGGUCAUCAGGCUCCAAAUGUGAACACAGAUGUGGUAGCGAAAAAGACCCUGUAUGUGGCACUGACGGAAGAACAUACCUCAACAGGUGUAUGCUGCAAGUAGAAGUCUGCAGGUUAGGAAUAGACCUUUCCCACGUAGGUCCAUGCAACAAUAUAAGCGCUCAUAGAGAAAAUUGUCCUGUAGAUUGUGAACAAGCUCCAAGGGAUGGACCGGUUUGCGGCAGUGAUGGAAAUGUAUACAAAAGUACCUGCCAUAUGAAGCUGCUAACGUGUGGGCAGGGUGUAGUAAGAACCAACAAGAAAUACUGUCAAACCACCAGGCAUUGCCGAGAAUCUUGCUGGAGGAACGCAAAGCCAGCAUGUGGUUCAGACGGAAAAGUAUACGCCAACGUUUGUAGAAUGAAGUCCAAAAACUGUGGAAAGCAUGUGUUCGAAGUUCCAAUGGCCUACUGCGCUAGUCAAGAAAGAACAUCGCACGGAAGUACUUGUCCAACAGGAUGUAAAAGUGAACCUGAGAAGCCCACUUGUGGAUCUGACGGAUAUAUCUACAGAAGCGAGUGCGAACUGAAACUGUUGAACUGUGGAUCUAACAGAAGAGUGUCGAAGGUAGACUACGAUAAAUGCAGAAACCGACUAGCUAAAUGUUUGAAAAUCAAAUGCAGCAACGAUCCAGAUCCAGUUUGUGGAACAGAUGCCAGAACGUACACUAAUCAGUGCCAGUUGAAUUUAGCCACAUGUUUGAAAGGGGUACAAUUCGCACAUGUAGGAAACUGUACUAAGCUAAAAGAACAAGAACCAUGUCCAACCGACUGUGAUAAUGAAACUGGAGAUCAACCAGUGUGUGGUUCAGAUGGCAAUGUAUACAAAUCAAACUGCCAUUUAAAAAAAGAAACCUGUGGACAACUAGUGAUUCAAGUACCAUUACAUCACUGCAGAACAACCGCACUGUGUCAACAAGAUUGUGCAGAAGACAGAAACUUUGUCUGUGGUUCUGACAACAAAAUUUACAAGAAUGAGUGUGAGAUGAAAAGGACGAACUGUGGAAAACACAUCUACGUGGUACCAAUGAAAAGAUGUAUAGCAGGAUUCCAGUUCAAAGGUUGCGCAAAGUUCUGCCCAACAUACUACGAUCCUGUAUGUGGGACUGACAAUAUGACGUAUAGCAACUCCUGCUUCUUAGAGAUGGAGAGCUGUAGAAGCAGAUCAUUGGUAGCUUUGAAGCACAUGGGGACAUGCGCGGAACCAAUCAAUGAGAUUCCUAAGAACUACUUGUAUUAGGACAUCUACUAAUAGGAGUUGAAUGAAAUAUUUUAGGGAAAGCGUUAGAUUCUCUUCAAAACUGCCCUGUAUAUAUUUUCAUUGGUUGUCAGCAGAAGGUUGUAGCUGAUGAUUUGAUUAAAAAAUGGGAGCUAAACUACUUGCCGGUUAGGAAGAAAUACAUGAUGAACGCAACAAAUAUUACUAUCAAUGACUGUCUUUACUUUCUACAGGGUUACUAGUAAUUGGCCAUAUUAUAUCCAGGGGGUGAUAGGGGACUCAAAAUGCAACAAAUUUUACUAUAUAAAUGAAUGGACAAAAUUCAAUGGAUCUCUAAGUCUUUCAAUUUCUGUGAUUUGUUUGCUAUCACCCGAAAUUCAAUUGGUUUUUGGCAGUGAAAUGAAUGCUGAACGAAAAAUAAAAUUGUUCGCUUUCAGCUUUCCCUAAAGCAAAAUUGUGUAUAGCUGUAAAAACUAGUAGUACAUGGAGCGUAGACAUAUAAAAACUUGCGCUUUCAGAAAAGGCAUAGAAUACCAGCGUGAAA